Messenger RNA from Didymodactylos carnosus, 1129 nucleotides. The record is from the annotation of a GenBank genome assembly. NCBI's taxonomy places the organism in Eukaryota, Metazoa, Rotifera, Eurotatoria, Philodinida, Philodinidae.
AAUAAAAUAAAGAAUGAAGUUUAAAUCAGCUGCAUAAUUAAUCACUAUGUUAUUUUUCUUGAAUAACCAUUAGUUUUACUUCUCAUUUAAAUGUGAUUCCAGUACUGUCCUCAGUUUAUUCUUGAAAAUCUCUGCUACUGAAACUAGUCUUUUUUUGUGUACAAAAAUCUGUGCGUAAGAUUUCUGUGCGCACCAUUGCUCGUGCGCAUCGUUCCGGAACUCGUACAACGCCUCUUUUUCACCUUGUUGGCAAAUGUAGAGCGAAAGACCUGUUAAGAGUUUUAUCACAGAAACCUAAAAUGAUAACUUCGAUUUUAAUUUUUUUAAUUAUAACUUUUUCUUUUCAAAUUAUAAUGUUUUCAAUAUCAAAAAUCGAGAUUUUACACAAGGUUUUCACCAUUUUUUUAUAUCUCGAGUAGGAAAAAUCAAAAAUGAAAAAGGAAAAUUUGCAGAUAUCGUGUCAGAUAUUAAAACAAUUGUUGAUCAAUUAGACAGUUUUGCCGAUGCAGAUGAAUAUGAAAAAGCGUAUGAUUUUAUACAACAAAUUCCAAAGAAUGAUGCCUUUGAAACUUUUCAUCUUCUUUGGAGAAUGGCCAGAGUAAAUUAUAAACUAUCGCAAAGGACAACAGAUAAUAAUUUUAAAAAAAAACUUAUUGAACAUGGAUUUUCUCUUGCUGAGCAAGCUCUAAAAUCGGGUAACGAUAAUUACGCCGUCCACAAAUGGUAUGGCAUAUUAUUGAAUGAAAAAAGUCAAUUUAAUAGUAGUGAAGAGCAGAUACGAAAUGCAUUUGAAGUUAAAAAACAUUUUGAAGAAGCUAUAAGAUUAAAUCCAACAGAUGCUACAUCCAAAUAUUUAUUAGGUAUCUGGCAUUAUGAAGUUGCACAUUUAUCAGCAUGGAAACGACGUAUUGCAAAACUUAUUUAUGGUAAAAUUCCAGAAUCAACAAUAGAUGAAGCCUUGAAAUAUUUUAAAUUGGCAGAAGAAACUGAUCCCGGUUUUUAUAAUAAAAAUAUGCUGAUGCUUAUUAAAUGUUAUUAUGAACUUAGUACAAAACCAAUGGCGAUGGAAUAUGCUAAAAUCUUAUUAGAAAAAGACCGUAAAACAAGAGAAGAUCAAGAAGUAGAGUGA